Vespula vulgaris is the source of this 3332-nucleotide messenger RNA. It is a transcript of the gene fng, whose product is annotated as fringe glycosyltransferase. The transcript is spliced from 9 exons. The coding region runs from base 673 to 2043 and encodes 456 amino acids. Gene Ontology annotation, cellular component: membrane. Gene Ontology annotation, biological process: regulation of Notch signaling pathway. Lineage: Eukaryota; Metazoa; Arthropoda; Insecta; Hymenoptera; Vespidae. Gene Ontology annotation, molecular function: O-fucosylpeptide 3-beta-N-acetylglucosaminyltransferase activity. The record is from RefSeq and is a predicted model, not a curated record.
AUUUGUUAAAAUCGAUACAUCGCGUAAAGGCAGAUACGCGCAACCGUUCGCACGAUCAACGCUCGGUAGGUCGUUGCGUCGUAACAGCGUUGCGGUCGCGCGCGUUUGCCCCUCCAACGUUACCCCCUCUCCAUGGCGACGGCGAGCCGGCCGGCAAGUGGCAGGCAAGGGGAUGUUUACGGCGUAGCCACGGGGACGACCGUCCAUGUGUUUCAGUCGAGGACUCGUCGUCCGCGCGGUCGAUCCAAGCGUUCGGUAUACCGCGUUUCUCGAAUUUCGUCGUUCCCUGUUAUCCGUGGCUUUGCGAGAAGAUACAAUGCGUUUAUCUCGACGAGAUGUCAACGUAGGAAGAAGGAAACAGUUGUACGUUCGUCGCUCGUGAUAUAAACGUGAAAGACGCUGAUCGCGAGUGUAAAAAUUGGCUAAAGUUCGAUCUGGAACUGGCGCGGGGAACGUAGACGAACGAAAUAGAUAAGUCGAACGAUUUUCCUUGCGAGCUGUCGCGCGCUAUUUUUACACGAAGAGUUGUUGGAGGUGCGCCUUGGAGCAGCGAAAGAGGAGAUGGCGGUGACGAGAUAAGAUAAUGGGAAGUUUCACGACGAAGACGAAAACGGAGACGACAAAGGUGGAAGAGAGAAAGAGAGGGAGAGGUGAUCUUUUUCGAAGUGUGUUAUGUCCUGCGUGCUUUCGUCGACGGGACGAAAGGAGGAGAGUCAUGCGGGCUGGUGUUUGUCGUUGAGGAACGACGCGAGGGAACGAAGGAGGAGCAUCGUCGAAGUGUCGGUGGAGGUGGAGGAGGAGGAGGAGGAGGAGGAGGGGGAGGUGGAGGUGGUGGGCGAGGAGGAGGAGGAGGAGGAGGAGGAAGGGGACGGAGACGAGGGCGAGGGUGGUAAGGGCGGCGGUACCGGAGCCGGAGCUGCUUCCUCGCAAGCUCGUUAUUCUCCCAAGUACGAGGUGCGCAAGAGCCAUAUCGUCGAUGCGAGGAUGCCUCGUGCCUUGCCAACGAGACGAGGCCUGCAGGCUUUGGCCCUCGUACUUGCUACCGCCUAUGUCACCAUUCUCCUCUACCAGGCAGUGGCACCUCGUCAGUGGAUCGAAGAGAUAAGCAGCGAGGUCAAUGGUAGAAACGAGCCGUUGAUCGAAGUAUCCGCGUCGAGAAGGAUCGUAAUCGGCGAAGGAGGCUCGGCGAUGACACCACCGCUCGCCACGGCCACGAUGGUACCCUUCUCGACGAAUCUGGAUGACGUGUUUAUCAGCGUCAAAACUACCAAGCACUAUCAUCGUUCUCGUUUGCCGGCCAUCAUCGGCACAUGGUUCCAAUUUGCCAAGGAUCAGACGUGGUUUUUCACCGAUCGAGAGGAUCCAUACUUUCAGAAUCAAACGAACGGCCACAUGAUCGAUACCAAGUGUUCGUCCUCUCACAAUAGACGAGCCCUUUGCUGCAAGAUGUCCGUCGAGUUUGACAGAUUUCUCGAGAGCGGUCGAAAGUGGUUCUGCCACUUCGAUGACGAUAAUUACGUGAACGUACCACGCCUUCUGAAGCUCCUGGACAAUUACAACCCACGGGAGGAUUGGUAUCUCGGCAGGCCUUCGAUACCAGCCCCUUUGGAAAUCAUCAGGCAGGGACCAGAGCCAUCGAAACGACCGCAAAAGGUCAGAUUCUGGUUCGCCACGGGCGGAGCUGGAUUUUGCAUCAGCAGAGCGUUAGCCCUGAAAAUGACGCCGCUCGCUGGAGGCGGAAAGUUCAUCACCGUAGGCGAUAGGAUCAGGCUACCCGAUGACGUAACCAUGGGAUAUAUCAUCGAGUACCUUUUGAAGAAGCAGCUGACGGUGAUCGAGCAAUUUCAUUCGCAUUUGGAGCCGAUGAAGUUCCUCAACAAGGACACCUUUCACGAGCAGGUAUCCUUCAGCUACUCGAAAGGCGCACGAGACGAGUGGAAUAUUUUGAAAAUCGAUGGAUUCGAUACGAAGGAGGAUCCAAGAAGAUUCAAAUCCAUCCACUGUCAUCUCUUCCCACAUCUACCGAAUUGUCCGCACAGGUGAUGAUAUCAUAGACGACGAGAGUCUUUAAUGAACGAAAGAAGAAACGUGGAAGGAGAUUCGUCGACGAGAAUGCGUAUUUUCUGAAUCAAAUCCGAUCUCGAAUCGCUCAGAUUUUUUGUUUUCUUUUUUCAUCGAUCGGUAAUACGAGCCAAUAACGAAAUUAGGGCGAUAAGAUAUUCCCUUACUUCCUUGUCUUUCUUGCCGUUCGUAAUAUUUCAUGUAGAUAAGGAAGAUGCACGUUCUCGGAGAGCGUUAGACGAUGAUGCCUUUAACCGUGGAAAUAUUUGAACAAUUUGUACAUCAGUUUCGUUAACUCGCUUACACAGAAAGUAAUUAAGGUAAGAAUGUAAUUAGUCGUUUAAUUCUUCGUAGACCCGACGUCUACUCGCUUUAAGCAUUUAAUGAUAAAUUUUAGUGAAUUUUUCUUUUUUCUUUUUAAGAAAAAUAUUAAGGAUAUCGACGUUUCGUAAGAUAAAUUUGGAAUAGUGAUUCGCAAAAUUGCGUAAUACGAUAAUCGAUCUCUUUCGCGAGAGUUAAAAUUAUCAUAUAUAUAUAUGUAUGUAUGCAUGUACGUACGUACGUACGUAAGGAACUCGCAUAUCUUACGUUAAGAAAGCGAAAAAGAUGUAUUUAAAGCGUAUGAAUCGAGAGUAAAGAAAUAGCAGUUUGUACAUAAUCAUAAAAUAGGCGACAAAUGACGUGCGCGUUUCUCGCGUCCGAGAAACGAAAUUAUUUCACGCUAGUCCAUCGCGAGGAGAAGUUUGUUAAUCGUUGGCGCCUGCAUGCGCGAGUAUAUUACAAAAGUGAUACAUAUCUGUACAUAACGAGUAAGAAUCGAUAGAGCGACAUGUUUGAUACAGGCUCCUCUUGCGACGUAUAUGUUACUUUUUGACGGAAAAUCGAAGCGACGAGCGUAUGGUGUGCAAUAUGCGCGAUUUUUUUUUCUGAAUAUUUGCCUGAAUUAUGGCAAUUUUUAUUUUCUCCAACUUCUCACUUGUAAUCGGGACCAAUAGUCGAAAGAUUUUUCUUCGUAGUUUUCUUUCCUUUUUUUUUGUUCUUUGCACCAUUGACGUUUCCUGUUUCGGAUAUUUUCUAAUUUAUUUGCAUUUAACGUAAGCCGAUUGGAAUAUUAAGCGCGUAUGAAACGUUCGUGCGAUUCGAAUAAGAUGGAUAACGAAGAAAUCAGGUCGGCCUGUACACGUAGUAGAAAAUUUAUGGUGGUGCUGGAAACACGAGAUGUACAAUUACGUUGCGCAAUGAUGUUUUAUAUAAGCUGUACAUAAACCAAA